Molecule: messenger RNA, 2232 nt
Organism: Cutaneotrichosporon oleaginosum
Lineage: Eukaryota; Fungi; Basidiomycota; Tremellomycetes; Trichosporonales; Trichosporonaceae
Biological process (GO): actin filament organization; dUTP catabolic process; dUMP biosynthetic process
Molecular function (GO): actin filament binding; magnesium ion binding; dUTP diphosphatase activity
Source: RefSeq, a predicted model, not a curated record
UAUCGUUGUGCCUACGUCUGCUACAUCCAUCUCCAUCCUCUCCGUCUCUUCUUCUCUCUUCGUCCUCACUUCUCUUCUCCGUCUCUGGCUCCUCGGUUGGUUCUGGCAUCUAGGUAUCCCGCAUCAUGUCUCGCUUCGUGCGCCCCAGCAGCUACCGUCACGUGUACGGGCAGCCGUCGAAGGUCCACUACGAGAAUGCAAAGAUCAGCGGAAGCGCAUGGGACACUAACCUGAUUACUGUCGGAGGAAAAUACCUCGCCGUCAACUGGCAGGUCUCGGGCGGUGGAGCGUUCGCCAUCCUUCCCGCGUUCUCGCCGUACGCACUUCCCGAGCCCUCCGGAUUCCCGACCAAGCUUCCCGACAUUCUUCCCCUUGCGCGUGGGCACUCGGCGCCUGUUCUCGACACGGCAUGGUCGCCUUUUGACGAUGACCUUGUGGUUUCCGCGGGCGAGGACGGGAAGAUCUUCAUCUGGAAGGUCGAUGAGUCGAUCUUCGAGGGCUGGGGCGAGGACAAGUGGGAGCCAGAGGACUUUGCCCCGGUCGGCAGGCUGAAUGCGGGCGGGCGUAAGGUCGGGCAGGUCGAGUUCCACCCCUCCGCUGCCAACGUCCUCACCUCCGCUUCUGGUGACCACCUCGUGCGCGUGUGGGACAUCGAGGGGUCGACGGACAAGCCGACGCUGUCGCUCGCAGGGCACAAGGACAGCGUGCAGUCCAUCGCCUGGAACUCUGUCGGCACAAUGCUCGCGACGACUUGUCGUGACCGUAAGCUGCGUAUCUUCGACCCGCGCGCAGGCGCCGACGCCGUUCGCGUCGCCGAGGGACACGGUGGUAUCAAGGGCUCGCGAGUUGUGUGGCUCGGUGACCGCGACCGUCUCGCCACUACCGGCUUUAGCCGCAUGUCCGACCGUCAGCUCAUGCUCUGGGAGACGGCGGGGCUCACCAACCUGCAGACGGAGAGCCUCGACUCGUCAGCUGGUAUAAUUAUCCCAUACUUCGCUGAAGGGAACGACGUCCUUUUCCUCGCGGGCAAGGGCGACGGUAACAUGCGCUACUUUGAGUAUGAGGGUGACCACUUCCACUUCCUCAACGAGUACAAGACGUCCGACCCACAGCGCGGUGUCGGGUUCCUGCCGCGCCGCGCGCUCGACGUCUCGCAAAACGAAAUCGCGCGCGCGUUCAAGCUUUCCAACCGCGAUAUCACCCCACUGUCCUUUAUCGUGCCCCGCAAGGCCGAAGGGUUCCAGAGCGACAUUUUCCCGCCGGCCAACUCCUCUGAGCCUGCUCUUAAGGCUCACGAGUGGUUCGGCGGCAAGGACGCACGCCCCAAUGUCGUCGACCUUGAGACACGCGCCGUUAGCGCCAACAAGGCGCCGCUGGCGACGCCCAAGCCUACGGCGCCGAGCACGCCUAAGCCUUCUUCGCCCAAGCCGGAGCAGAAGGAGUCGAAGCUGAGGGCAGAGAUCAAGCCCGAGCCUGAGGUCAAGAAGGAGGAGCCGAAGCCCGCGCCCAAGGCCGCGACACCACCGCCCAAGGAGGAGCCCAAGGUUGAGCCUAAGAAGGUGGAGCCGGAGGUCACGAGCCGCGACCUCGAGAUCGAGCAGCCCGACAGCAGUGACGACGAGAAGGAGGCGCCAAAGGCCGCGCUUAGCGUCGCCUCGGCGGUUGGUGGAGGAGCCGCGCUGGGCGCUGCAGCUCUCGCCGCCAAGCCGGCUUCCGGCGCAGCCUCGGGUGCUGCCUCUCCCAAUGGCGGGACAGUUAACACAUCUGACGAUCUCCUCGUGAAGCUCCUCAACCCGGGUGCCACACUUCCAACGCGCGGAUCGGCUCUCUCCGCCGGCCACGACCUGUACGCAGCCGACGGCAUCACCGUCCCUGCGCGUGGCAAGGCGCUUGUCUCUACGGGUCUCGCCAUCGCUGUGCCUGCAGGCACGUACGGGCGGAUCGCGCCCCGUUCGGGACUGGCAUCCAAGCACAGCAUUGACGUGGGGGCCGGUGUCGUCGACGCCGAUUACCGCGGCGAGGUCAUGGUCCUGCUCUUUAACUACGGCAGUGACGACUUCACGGUCGCUAAGGGCGACCGCGUCGCGCAGCUCAUUCUUGAGCGCGUGCACAUGGCUCCGGUGCGCCAGGUCGAGGACCUUGAGGCGACGCUGCGCGGCGCCGGCGGUUUCGGGUCUACGGGCGGCUUUGCCUAACUUGGUAUCACGAAAGAUGUAUGACCUGAUGCUCUGA